AUGAACAUUAUGCGAGCGCAACUACCGGCAGUGGCUGAUUUCGUGAACACGACAUUUGACGAAUUUGCAUUACUUAACCAGGAAGAGAAGUGGGCCGUAUUCCAAACAUUUCUCACUACACUCUGGACUAUGGAUUCGUUCUAUCGUACUUCCCGUCUGGUCCCUCCUGAGCUGUACAGUACCGUGAACAUUAUCACAGAAACGUUAUACAUGGAUGGAAAUCAAAUGACUCACUUCUUUGACGACGCUCCUCCCAGUAAAUUGAGCCGAGAGGAUCUACAGAAGUAA
Messenger RNA from Cooperia oncophora, 288 nucleotides. The record is from the annotation of a GenBank genome assembly. Lineage: Eukaryota; Metazoa; Nematoda; Chromadorea; Rhabditida; Trichostrongylidae.